Molecule: messenger RNA, 3114 nt
Organism: Sceloporus undulatus (fence lizard)
Lineage: Eukaryota; Metazoa; Chordata; Lepidosauria; Squamata; Phrynosomatidae
Product: cytochrome P450 3A9-like
Exons: 13
Coding region: 153-1676 (507 amino acids)
Biological process (GO): steroid metabolic process; oxidative demethylation
Molecular function (GO): heme binding; iron ion binding; testosterone 6-beta-hydroxylase activity
Source: RefSeq, a predicted model, not a curated record
AUCUUGCUCCGUCACUGAUCUACCUGAAGUGAGCCAGAUCAGACUUUCAGCAGCAAGGACAGCAUCUUGCAUCGUGACAUUGUCUCUGACUGUUGCCUUCCAGAGUGCUACCUGCAAGCCAAGAGACGUCCAGAGAGACCAAAUCACCCAGGAUGGACCUUCUUUCUUACUUCUCCAUUGAGACUUGGGCUCUUCUGAUCAUAUCCAUAGGUCUCUUGGUGCUAUACGGGAUCUGGCCUUACGGUGUCUUCAAAAAGUUGGGUGUUCCAGGACCUAAACCAUACCCUUUCAUUGGGACUGCCAUGGCCUAUCGCAAUGGAGUUAUGGAAUUCGACAAAGCCUGUUUUAAAAAAUAUGGAAAAGUCUGGGGGUUUUACGACGGCCGAAGACCUAUAAUGGGUGUCACAGAUCCGGAUAUCAUUAAAGUGAUCUUAGUGAAAGAGUGCUACUCAGUCUUUACCAAUCGGCGCAAUUUUGGCCCAACUGGCAAGUUGGAAGCUGCUGUUUCCAUAGCUGAGGAUGAGCAAUGGAAGAGGAUCCGCACUGUGCUCUCGCCGACCUUCACCAGCGGAAAGCUGAAGGAGAUGAUGCCCAUCAUCCAGCAUUAUGCGAAGAACCUUGUGCAAUAUUUUUCGGAGAAAGCAGAAAAAGGAGAGACAGUGGACAUUAAAGCAGUCGUUGGACCUUACAGCAUGGAUGUGGUUACCAGCAGCUCCUUUGGGGUGAACAUCGAUUCCAUUAACAACCCUCAGGAUCCCUUUGUCAAGGAGGCCAGGAAACUUGUGAAGUUUAACUUUUUCUCGCCAUUAUUCGUUUUAAUGUAUGUCUGUCCAUGGCUAACCCCUGCUCUGAACAAGAUGAACGUAAGCAUAUUUGCCACUGAUGCCGUCGACUUUUUUACAAAAGCAGUAGCAAAAAUAAAGCAGAAGCGGGAACAAGAGAACAACAAGGGCCGGGUGGAUUUCUUAGGAUUGAUGAUCGAUUCCCAAAAAUCAGAGGCAAAGCCUAAAACUAACGGCAUGGAUCAUACUUACAAAGUUUUGAGUGAUGAAGAGAUUCUGGCCCAAGCCGUUAUCUUUAUCUUUGCGGGAUACGAGGCCACCAGCAACGCCUUUCUCUACAUACUUUAUGAGUUAGCCACACAUCCCGAUGUCCAGAAGAAACUGCAGGAUGAAAUUGAUGCUGCUCUGCCAAAUAAGGCCCCCCUUACUUACGAUACCAUCAUGCAAAUGGAAUACCUUGAUAUGACGGUCAGUGAAAUCCUCCGGAUGUAUCCAAUUGGUGGACGCAUUGAAAGGGUCUGCAAGAAGGAUGUAGAGAUAAAUGGAAUCACCUUUCCAAAAGGGAUGACAGCUAUGAUUCCUGCCCACGUCUUGCAUUUUGACCCAGACCUAUGGGAGGAACCUGAAGAGUUUAGACCUGAAAGGUUCAGUAAAGAGAACAAAGAGAGCAUAAACCCCUAUAUUUAUCUGCCAUUUGGAGCUGGUCCGAGGAACUGCAUCGGGAUGAGAUUUGCUCUCCUGACCCUGAAGGCUGGUGUUGUGAGCCUCUUGCAGAAUUUUACCUUCAGGCCCUGCAAGGAAACACAGAUCCCAUUGGAGUUGUCCACAAUGGGGCUGAUGGUACCCAAAAAGCCCAUCAUCUUGAAAGCAGUCUCCAGAGCCAGCUCUGCAUAAGAGUGGAGGUUUUUGAGUAAGGUUUCUGAGUUCCUUAGGGAACGUUAUAUCACCCGUGCCGGGAGAUUUGCUGCCACCGUGAACUGUUCUUUUGUAUACAAUUGCCGUGGAUAUAUUUGCACAAAGUCCCAUGAUGGCAUGAACAUUUCUGGGUUGUUGUUCUUUUUAUUUUCAAAAGAAGAAAAGGAAGAAGGGAAUUGUGAAUGCGUGCCUGUACUCUUCCAUUUUUCCAUGAUAAAUAUGUAAACCAAUGCCAUGGUUGAAAGUCCAUAGGCAAUAGUGUGUUGGCAUUAUCACACAUGUACACCGAGGCUGGUGUUCUGUUACUGAUUACACAAGGAUGAAUUCUACCUAGGGUUAGGUAUGUCUAUUUUGGGUCAUUACAUAAGUUGGUAUCCUCUUCCUCCCACAAGAAGAACCCUAGCUCCUCAAUGGACUUACCAUUGCACUAUGGUAGUCAUCCCUUCAUGAUCAUUCAGUGUUCCUCUAACCCAGUGAUUCCCAAACUCUGGUCCUCCAGGUGUUUUGGACUUCACUUCCAAGAAGCCUCAGCCAUCUGUGCCAAAGGUCUGGGAUUCUGGGAGCUGAAGUUGAAAACAUCUGGAAGGCCAGAGUUUGGGAACCAUUGUGCCAGAUGCAGAAUGAUGGGAACCAUUGCGCCAGAUGCAGAAUGAUUACAUCAUUUCCCAAUGCUUUUAAUGGACCCUGGUGGAUGAUGUUGUCGGUCAUCAUCUAUGGCCAGAUACAGCCAAACACUUCUCCAUUCCCCCACUCCAUAGGGUUUGGGAAAAGUUUAAAAAGUAAUGUUCAAAUAAUAUACAAAAGCAGAACUGGAGAAGUGUUGCUUUGUGGGAGGAAGCAUAGAAAAAUGCUGGAAGUGGUGCACUGUGUGUUCAUCUUCACAAUCAGGGCAAAGAGUAAGGGGAGUGCCAUGAUAGUGCCAUUAUAUAAUUGUGCAGUUGCACAACUACGACUUCCCUUUUUAAUAAGUAAGUAAGUAAGUAAAUACCAGAGCAAACAGGGUGGUGUAAAUAGUGUUGAUGCAUUUCAAGUGUGAGAAAGCAUACAUGGUGACCAUUGUCACCGAAGCACUAAUUCAGACAUGAUGCAAAACAGUGCAUUCGCCUUUGUUGACAUUUCUAAAUGCAGGAGAACCUGUUUUUCCCCAGCAGCAGAAUGACCCAAAACCAACUGACUAGUGUGAAUGGUACCAAUCAUUCCUCUUGCCAAGUACUGUAAUUUCUCAUGACAUCCAAGCUUAAAUGCAGACCCUUCGCCAAACAUUUGGGGGUGGGGAAGCAGGUCUAGGAAUGAAUGAAGGUGUGUAUUUGUGCAUAAUCAUUGAUGAGUAAGAAUCUGACAGUAGUGUUGUCUGUUUAAAGUGCUUUGAUUGUACAAAAUAUUAAUAAAAUGUCAUUGUGAGAUCCUUUUGAAAAAA